Molecule: messenger RNA, 3870 nt
Organism: Closterium sp. NIES-65
Lineage: Eukaryota; Viridiplantae; Streptophyta; Zygnematophyceae; Desmidiales; Closteriaceae
Source: the annotation of a GenBank genome assembly
AUGCGACGUGACACUAGCGGAUGUGCCGCGGCGGCGGCUGCUCUAGGCGAGUUUUCGAGCUCGCUCCCAGAAGCUGUCCACGUCAGCGACUAUGUCCUCCAUGAAUCGGAUCUAGCGAUCGUCGACGGGAAGCGCGAGGAGAUUAAAGCCCAACCAAAUACGUCUCUAGUCAUCUUGAACUUCAAGCUCCCGGCUUUCACGCCGAUUCUCUGGCAGCAAGCGGGGUCGCUGCGGCUGUGCGCGGAUGGCGGAGUGAACCGCCUGUACGACGAGCUUCCAGGAAUGUUCCCGGGGGAGGACCCUGAUGACGUCAGACGAAGGUUCGUGCCGCACAUAAUCAAGGGCGAUUUGGACUCGGCGCGCCCCCAAGUGCUCGCCUUCUACAAGCAGCUCGGCGCGGAGAUAGUGGAUAUGAGCAAGGACCAGGACACCACGGACCUGCACAAGUGCAUCAACAGGAUUCUGCUCGACACCGGCCACUCCAGCUCCGUCACUCCCUCUGCCAUCCCUCCUCCCACACCUUCUCCCCCUCCCCUCUCCGAAUCCACUGCUGCUACCCAAACCCCUUCCACCACUGCCAACUCCAACAACACGGGAUCUACAGACAAUGCUGCUCUAUACCCAGAAUCUUCGUCUCUUUCGCUUGAUUCCGCACCUGAAACACACUUUUCGGGACUUGCCCAACAACCACACAAUAGAAUCCUCUCCCAACCUGAACCCAAACCUGAACCUCCUGCUUUGCCUCGGCCGGACCAACCACAGCCCCAAGCCCUCCUCCCAGCAAAGGUGGUUCGGCCGGACCAGAGGGUGAUAGUGGUGGGGUCGCUGGGCGGCCGCAUGGACCACGAGUUCGGGAACGUGAACGUGCUCCACCGGUUCCGCCACGUCAGCAUCGUGCUGCUGUCAGAGGACUGCCAGCUGUUCCUGCUACCAGCUGGCUGGCGCCACGUCAUCACGCCUCACCCGCGGUGGGAGGGGCCGCACUGCGGGUUGAUCCCUGUGGGCGAGCCUUCGCAUGGAACAACGACGACUGGGCUGAGAUGGAAUCUAUGUGAGUGGUGUGAAGGGGUGUGUAGUGGUCUGAGUUGUGCACCUGUUGUCGCAGCUGUAGCAGCAGGAGGGGUUGCACUGCGGGCCGACGUCCUCCAUGGCCGUAGUCGUACCAUCGACGACACUUGGCACGGUAGCACCCAUCAUGCGACGGAUCAUCCUUCGCGUGAUGAUGAUGCGACUGAUCAUUCUUCGCGUGAUGAUGAUGCGAGCGACAGCGACAGCACCGGCGAUAAUCGGAGGCAACUGCAGAUGGUGGGACACGUGAAGGCAUUUGAAACCCAGCUGCAGUACUACGUCCCUCUCCCCGUCAGGAACCAUCCAGAGAGAACCAAUCUCUUCAUCGAACCCCUCGGAUUCGCCUACAACUCCUCCAACCGGCCAAUCGUGCUGCUACAGUACCACGAGCACGACACGCAUUGGGGAACCCUCGCCCACUGCCACGGCGACACGUGUCCCACCCUAACCUCCUGCGGUCCGGCCUUCCCGAACCUCCGGGCCUGCUGGAACCCGGACCUGGUCGACCCGGACCGAGUUUUCCUUGACCCGCCCGUGAACUGCCCAAAAAGAAACGCCACGGCGGGGUUGGAUCCGCACACGCGGAAGCAUAUAUCGGAUGGGUACGACGAGACGUGCUCGCACAGGGAGGAUUUCAACCCGCGGGACGCCAUGGCGCUGCAGAUGUUUGAGGUGAAGGGCGCGUAUGUGACGGACAAGGGCUACGUGUUCAACCGCACGCACCGAUUCGUGCGGCCCGGCUGUGGCAGGUUCAACGAGAUAUCCUUUACACCACAGCAGCAGGUGCAUGUACUACCAGCGGCCUUCACGUGGAGCAACUCGUACGGAUUCAACUUCUACCACUUUGUCGCCGAAACCAUGCCGCUGCUCCUCGUUGCUGCGCCGCUGCUACCGCGCAUCAUGCCCUCCACCCCCAUCCUCGCCAGCCGCAUGCAGUGGGAGGUGUACAAGCAGUUCGGAGAGGCCCUCAUAGGCAUCAAAUACGAGGACAUGCGCGUGCUGCCUCUCGUAGCCCAAGAUCUCUUCUUCGUCGAAACCCUCUACGAGCCAAUCGCCCAAACCUGUGGCAACCCCUCCAAGGCUCUCUGGCAGUCCCUCAGGCGCACCCACCUGCUGCACCCACGCGGUCUGCCUCUCUUCCGCCCCGACUGGUCCUACCAGCCACCACCGCCGCUGUCGCCCCAGCAGGCGCAGGAGCUGCCACCCGACUGGGUGGUGGUGCUGGCCAAGCGACCCGCAAAGAGGCGAUCCAUUAGUAACUUUGUGGAGGUGGAGGAGGUGGUGGAGAGGGCGUUUCCGAAUGAGAGGAUUGUGAAGUUCACCGGCUCGCUGUCUGUGCUGGAAGGCCACGGGGCAGCACUCGCCAACCUCGUCUCCCUCCUCCCUGUCACGUCCCCUUCCCCUCCCACCCCUUCCUGCCUCUCCCUCGCUGCAGCUCGAGAGUUGUUUCAGCGCACGCGUCUCUUCGUAGCAGGCCAUGGAGCAGCACUCACCAACCUCAUCUUCAUGCCAGAAAAGGCCUCCGUUCUGGAAAUCAGACCAGAUGGAUGCCCUGUGGUCUGUUACAAUCAUCUAGCGUAUGCGUCGUCGCUCGUCUACCAUCUCGUGUUUAGCCAUGGCGGGUGUUAUGAUACCACUGCCGCUCCGUUGUAUUUCCCCCCUUUCGCUCCUUUCCCCUCCCCCUUACGUUGUCCCCUUCUUGCCCCUCCCUCCCGCCAUCUUCCCCCAACAUCCUCCCGCCUCCUCUUCCCCCCCCACCUCCAUUUCCCGUUUGUCCCCGCAUUCUUUCUUUCCGAGCGUAUCUGUCAUCAUCGCGGCCAGUCCCCUGACGUCGCCCGUUGCCGCCUCUGCCGCCGUCCUCUGAGUGGUGGACUCGCAGAUGCGUAUCUCUACGCGCACCUCGUAGACGGCGAGUCCCUAUCGUCACUCUCCCUCACUCUCUCUCCCCCAUCGUCCCCCUCGUGCCCUCACGGACGCGCAGAUGCGUAUCUCUACGCGCACCUCGUAGACGGCGAGUCGCGAGCCGUCGUCUACCUCCACGUCAACUUCGAUUCCGCCACCGCCACCAUCCAAGCGACCUACAAGAUCUUCGCAGCUCUCCCCGUCGCCCCGCCCGUCUACAUCACGCUGGCAGGCACAACCGUCCCCGGAUGCGACCCGCUCAGGUGCAGCCUGCCCCCGGGCAACCCCACGUGGGUGCAGCCCGUGCCGUCCGUGUGGCAGGCAAUCGGCACCUUCACCAGCAGCCCUGUGAGCGACCCCGAGCGCUACGGCGCGCUGCUGCAGCUGAUAGACAACUCGCUGGUGUUCCCCGGGGUGGUCAUGGCGUACAAGGACGCGCAGGGCGCCAUGCGCCCCGUGAUGGCGCAGCUUCGCGCGGACGCCACACGGAAGUUUCUGGAAGUGGGUCCCAUUCCAGCAUACGUGCCGAGCCCGCAAUACGUGGUUCGCUUCCUCUCCUACAUGCCAGGCGGUGCCAACAUCUCCCUCUCACAGUCUGCCGAUGGGCUGUCCUUCCAGGCGAGCUUCGCUCUUGCCGUGGUCGUGCCCUCAGAGGAGCCCAUCACCGUCUUCCUCAACGUCAACCUGCUUGAUGCCCUGCCACCAACCCACUUGCCCCCUGCCGGGGGCUUUGCGGGGUUGACCCCGGAGGCGCUUGCGGCCAGUGAUGGGUACAAUGCGUUGGUGGCGCUUAUGCAGUAUGCGGCGACGGGUGUGAAAGGAAGGCUGGUGAAUGCGACGAUGAAGCUCGCGGCUAUUGACCAGCCCAAUGGACCCAACGACCUCCUGCAACGUGCUUAG